CCCCGGCCCGCGCCCCCGGCCGCGCCCCCGGCCCGCCAUGGGCGCCUCGGCCCGCAGCCCGCGGCUGGCGCUCGGCCUGCUGCUGCUGGGCACGCUGCUCCGCCCCGCCGCCGCCUGCAGCUGCUCCCCCGUGCACCCGCAACAGGCGUUUUGCAAUGCAGAUGUAGUGAUCCGGGCCAAGGUGGUCAGCGGGAAGGAGGUGGACUCCGGGAAUGACAUCUACGGCAACCCCAUCAAGAGGACCCAGUACGAGAUCAAGCAGAUCAAGAUGUUCAAAGGCCCCGACGAGGACAUCGAGUUCAUCUACACGGCGCCCUCGUCGUCGGUCUGCGGGGUGCAGCUGGACGUCGGCGGGAAGAGGGAGUACCUCAUCGCAGGGAAGGCCGAGGGGAACGGCAAGAUGCACGUCACUCUCUGUGACUUCAUUGUGCCCUGGGACACCCUGAGCACCACCCAGAAGAAGAGCCUGAACCACAGGUACCAGAUGGGCUGUGAGUGCAAGAUCACACGCUGCCCCAUGAUCCCAUGCUACAUCGCGUCCCCGGACGAGUGCCUCUGGAUGGACUGGGUCACGGAGAAGAACAUCAACGGGCGCCAGGCCAAGUCCUUCGCCUGCAUCAAGAGGAGCGAUGGCUCCUGCGCGUGGUACCGCGGCGCGGCGCCCCCCAAGAAGGAGUUUUUCGACAUCGAGGACCCAUAGGCAGGCCGGAGCCCCCUCUGGCCACGGGACGCCUCCGAGUGUAGACAGGUCCAGCUCUGACAUCCCUUCUGGAAACAGCAUGAAUAAAACAGUCAUCCAAGUGGGUCUAAAUCAGUGUGGUUCUCCCCGGCCCCCCUCGGCCACGGCCGGGUCUGAGGGACGGCGGGCCGGCCCCCCCCCCAACUCCCGCCGGUCUGGCCUCGGCCCCCCGGGGCACGGGGCACGGACCCUCGGGUGUCCUCGGUGUUGUCCGAGGGCGGUGUCCCUCAGGGCCCGUCUCCCAGCCGCGCCAGCCGGAGCCUGGACGCGUGUUUGUGCAGACACCGCCGAGGGCGUGGCGAGACUGCGUAGCGGGUCUACGAGGUCCCUUUCAUCUCGAGAGACGCGUCCCUCGUCCCUGCAGCUUUCACGCCUCCAGCCCGGGGGUUUGUCCCUGCCCCCUCGCCCCCCACACCCAUGCUCACGGCGAGGGGCUUCAGCCCGGGGGCGGCCUGCUGAGCGCCCCCCACCCCCUCCUGGUGGCGGUCCCGCACCUGUCCUGCCUGCGAGUGGGCACGGGGGCCGGUGACAAGCCCUUACUCCUGCCGGGCCUCUGGGCACCGCUCCUGCGUCCUUGGGCAUCUGGACAGCAGAUUUGGCGACUGUGUCCCCCCCAGACCCCGGUGACCCCCCAGCAUCGUGCCGGGAGGGUGCCGUGUAAGAGGCGCCUGGCUCUCGCAGAGACAAACUCCCCGGUCACGCACUCAGCCACGCGGGCAUCGCUUCUCCCGCAUCGCCCUCGAGCCGCACGGGGAGCCUGCCGGACCCCGUCAGUUUCCUGAGGGCAGGGAGGGUGGGGCAGGCAGAAACGCCCACAUCCUCUCCCACCCUGUCCAUGCCCCAGCAGUGACCUCCGGCACUCGCAGCCCUGGGCGCCCCGGAGCGCUGUCCAGUGGCCAGCUUCCAGAGCCCUGUGGCCCCCAACGCACCAGACCCUGACCCCUCGUGGGCACCAGCCCAGGGCUGCCUGGACACCCACCCCGUAAGGUCCUGAGGGGCCAGCCCCAGACGUCAUAUCUGCCCUGCCAGGGGUGCCAUCGCCCGUGCCCACCCCGUCCGCGCUGUUUCUGCCCAUUUCUCGUCCCGGUUUGUUUCUACCCGGUGGUGAUCGUGCCUGUGCUGUUUGGUUCCUGCUGGUAGGCAGUCGGCCAGAACUUCUGUGUUUUAGAAGAUUUUGUUUGGGGGGCAGCCUGGCUUCCGGGGCCCCCUGCCUUCUGGUCACCCACCUCUUUGUUUUCUGGUUCAAGUUGUUACCAAGUAAAGGAUCUUUCUUUGAGUAGGUAGGUUUGCAAAGACGGUCUUGGCAUGUAUUAAAAUCCCUGCACGGCGGCCUGGCCACGCGAAGGGGGAGGGGGAGUGUGGAGACGAGCCCGCCGCGCCCCGCGACCAGGGGCCACGGGGGACCGUGCGUCGGGCGUGGUUUAAUUUAUGUUAUAUUCUUAACACUGCUCCUUCCCCCACCCCCUGCCUAGUCUUCAUGCAAGCAACUCCAAAUAUUUAAAAUAAAGUUUACGUGGUACAGUUAUUGUCAAUCUUGGCUCAGUGAAGUGUUAAGAGAUGUAGGAUUUGCUGCCAUGAUUUGAAGCUGUCGGUCUUGUUUCAUUUGGAUAUCGCUGUAUUUUUCUCCUGAGGCUUUGGGGAAAGUGUUUUUGCUGGGAUCUGAAGUCUGGGACGGUCUGUGCUGGGGACCGGAGACGCGCGUCUCCGACACUCUGUAUCAUUCUCGGUGAUGUUCAGUCAAUGCACAAUAAACAAUAGGGUCGAAGUGAA
Sorex araneus (European shrew) is the source of this 2509-nucleotide messenger RNA. RefSeq names its product TIMP metallopeptidase inhibitor 2 (gene TIMP2). Gene Ontology annotation, biological process: negative regulation of endopeptidase activity; negative regulation of membrane protein ectodomain proteolysis. The transcript is spliced from 5 exons. Lineage: Eukaryota; Metazoa; Chordata; Mammalia; Eulipotyphla; Soricidae. Gene Ontology annotation, cellular component: extracellular matrix. Bases 38 to 700 code for a protein of 220 amino acids. The record is from RefSeq and is a predicted model, not a curated record. Gene Ontology annotation, molecular function: metalloendopeptidase inhibitor activity; protease binding.